CAAAAGUUUUGCUAAAAUGACGAGACAUCCGCUGCUCAGAGCAGUGCCGUUGCCAUCCGUGGAAUUGACAUUCAUGAUUGCUUUGAAGCCCCAUCGAACAGCUCAUGAAUGUUUGGCGGCCCACCAUUACUUCUUCGUAUAGGACCUAGCUGUGGUGGUGCUCGAGCAAGGUUGCUCCUUGCAGCAGUGGUACUCGUGCUAUGUCUUCCCGAGCGCUUUGACAUGAAGCGAGCUGAUACUCCGAGUACCUGAAUCUGGCAACGAUGUGACAGGAAGAGGAAGUGGUCACCCGGUGCUUUUGGCUGAGGGCCAGGGGCUGAGCUCGCGUCCUGUCCGAUGCAUCCUGUCUGGUGCAUGUUCUGCUCUGUUUCCACCAACGCAUCUGGGAAGUGCCACCCGUUCUCCCCAAGACGUCCUCACCUCGGUGGCAGCAACGGUGAAAAUUCAAGGGUUUCUUACUGCACCGGACAGGAUAUAGAGUCCUACAUGCAAGCAGAGCAACAAUGACAUGUCUUGCAUUCUGUGGGUAUACCAAUCCAGCUGCUUUGAUUGCUGGUACUGAAUGGCCGGCGAGGAGUUUCAAGUGUGGAACGCAGGAAGGGAGUUCUCCAUGGGGGGCGAGCUCCAAGGGCCGGAGGCGGCUGGUAUCAUCGAUCCGUUUUACGAAUGCAUGGAUUGCCCCAUGUUUGUGGACUUCACGCAGCCGGACAGAAUAUCGGAAGAGGAUCUCCAAACAUGGUUUGAGAUGUAUAUUGACAGAGAAGUCGGCAAGCCCCGGAGCUACCCCCUGUUCCGGGACCCCAUCAUGGACCUCGCCCUCUGCGAAUUGGAGGUUGAGCGUCUCCUCAAAGGCGCCCCGCCUUCUGGCCUGCGCCCCUUCCAGAUAAACCAAACCCCCCCCAGGCAGAGGGCCACUUCCAAGGCCAUUGCCACCCCCCCUCGGCAGAGAAUUAACCCUACGGCGAGCUCCAGCCCGCCCCGCCACGGCAGCCCAUCCGGCAGCCCCAACUCGGUGCUCUGUGCGCAGCCCCUUCGGAGGUCCAAAUCGAGCAAAGGCUCCGCGUGGAGCCAGCCCUCAAAGGCGUCCGAAUCCUACAGGCGUCCGGCGUUCGGGCCUGCUGACGUCAGCAGGACGUCGAAGUGGGGCCUGGUCACGUCGCUGAGCAAGUCGGCCGACCUGGGGUCUCCCAGAACGAAGCGCGCGCCCGAGCCGGCGCGGGUGUCCGAACCAAAGUUGGCCUUCAAGGUGCGUUUGGCGUCCAAACCAGAGCUGGCGUCCGAACUUUCUCAGGCGUCCGAACUUGGAGCGUGCCCAAAGCGGUACAUGCUGCCAACUGCGGCGUCCAUCCGAAAGCAGAGCCCAAAGGCAUCCCGCCCCGUCAAGCCGUCAGCGGACGGCCUCGAGGGGGAUCCCUCUGGGCGACGGCCGAAGUGGCAGCUGCCCUCCCCGGUGGUCCGGAGAACGACCCCCCGGCACAGCGUUGCGGCCAAGUCGAGGGCCGAGUCGAGUUGUGAGUGGAGUGCUCAGGCGCCGGGUUUGUCAAACCACUCUGGAAAGACUCCCGAAUCCCAGAGCAUCAUAAAACAUGUGGCCAAGGUCAUGACCGGGCAGGGUUGUGAGCUGCCCGGGACUGUCAAGGGUCAGGACUUACCGCCGCCUGACCUCCAGAAGCGACCGGGACAGCCGGCACGCCCCCGCGUUGUGUUGCCGGAGCAUGUGACGUACGCAAGUAGGAGCGCAUAUGAUCUGGAGAAGCUCGCGGAGGAGCGGAAGGCUAGGUUGCGAGUGGAGUUGAAUCGCAGAGCGGGAGAGGGAGCCACGUGGCAGAGGCAACCGGCUGGCCUGGGCGUUCUCCCGGGCGGCGGGAGUAGCCGUUUUGACGAGCAGGCGCAAUGGGUGCUGGCUCUGUAAUGCAGUAACGCGUAGGGGCAGGAGACAUCCGCACGUUAUCACCUCGAUAGCGGCGCGUCCUAAUGACAGUUAAUGCGGCUUCUAACAUGACCAAGUUUUGGAAGCAAACAGUCAAAGUCUGGUCAAGCUCGUUGCAUGGGCAGGCCACUCGUGCUGAUCUGUGGUCGUAGGUGCAUACGAUUCCUGACGCUUCACCUCUGAAGAGGUUACUUAUAGGUGAGGGAAACAGAGUCUGAUUCCAACUAACAAUACCAGUAGCAAGUGUUGCAGUGCAAGUUAGUGUAGAAGCGUCAGAGUACGUAUACAACUAACCGAUAAUCUGUUAGCUAGCUCAGACAUGGUGUGCGCUGGUUUCGAUCAUGUUGUGCACCUAACUCGAGUGCACCUAACCAUCGUGCACAGACUCGAGCUGAUUUGCAACACGAAGGUGUUGAAGAAGGAAUACCAGGCUACAAUCGCUUUGUUUCGGUGCGCACCAUGGUUUUUGCAGAAGAACGUUGCGG
This is a messenger RNA of Klebsormidium nitens, 2415 nucleotides long. Lineage: Eukaryota; Viridiplantae; Streptophyta; Klebsormidiophyceae; Klebsormidiales; Klebsormidiaceae. The record is from the annotation of a GenBank genome assembly.